GCGGCGGUUUCCUAUUGGCUGGAUGGCGAGAGGGGGCGCGGCCGCGGCUCCUGAUUGGCUGACGCGGGGCGGGGGCUGAGAAACAAGAUGGCGGGCGGGGGGUGGGAGAAGCCGCCUCAACGACGUCGCCGCCGCCGCCUCCGCUCGUGUCCGGCCAUGGACGAGCCGCCGCUGCAGCAGCCGCUGCCGCCCGGGGAGGACGAGGAGGAAGGGGAGGAGGAGGAGGAGGAGGAGGAGGAGAAGGAGGAGCCGGACGCGGAGUGGAGCUUUGUUGACCGAGAAAUGGAGGCGGUAGCGCUGCGGGACCUGCCCAGCGCCACCAUCGCCUGUAACCUGGACCCGCGCGUCUUCCAGGACGGCCCGUACCGGGCCAAAUUUGAAUCCCUGUUCCGACCCUAUGACAGGGACCUCACCUUUCAGUAUUUUAAAAGCUUCAAAAGAGUGAGAAUCAACUUCAGCAACCCUUUGUCUGCAGCAGAUGCCAGGAUCCAGCUGGACAAGACAGAAUUCCUUGGAAAAGAACUCAGACUCUAUUUUGCUCAGACUUUGCACAUUGGCAGCUCCCACCUGGCCCCCCCAAACCCAGACAAGCAGUUCCUGAUCUCCCCCCCUGCCUCCCCCCCUGUGGAUUGGCAACAAGUGCAGGAUGCCACUCCAGUCAUUAACUACGACCUCUUAUAUGCAAUUUCCAAGCUAGGACCAGGUGACAAGUACGAGCUGCACGCCGCCACUGCCACCACCCCCAGCGUGGUGGUUCACGUGUGUGACAGUGACCAGGACAGUGACCAGGAGCAGGGCAGGAAACCCAAACCCAAAAUCAUCCAGACCCGCCGGCCGGACUUCAGCCCCGCCCCCCUGAGCUGAGCCCAGCUGAGCCCGGCCUGGCUGAGCUGAGCUGAGCUGAGCUGCUGCUCUCCCAGGAUGUGCAGGAGAAACCCAGCAGGGAACAGCAGCUGCUGCCUCUGGAGGUGGCUGCUGGAGAAUUCCAAGCUCAGUUUGCUCCAAGUGAAGGAAUUCCAAACUCAGUUUGUUCCAGCUGAAGGAAUUCCAAACUCAGUUUGCUCCAAAUGGAGGAAUUCCAAACUCAGUUUGCUCCAAGUGAAGGAAUUCCAAUCUAAGUUUGCUCCAAGUGAGGAAUUCCAAACUCAGUUUGCUCCAGCUGAAGGAAUUCCAUACUCAGUUUGUUCCAAGUGGAGGAAUUCCAAACUCAGUUUGCUCCAAAUGGAGGAAUUCCAAACUCAGUUUGCUCCAAGUGAAGGAAUUCCAAUCUAAGUUUGCUCCAAGUGAGGAAUUCCAAACUCAGUUUGCUCCAGCUGAAGGAAUUCCAUACUCAGUUUGUUCCAAGUGAAGGAAUUCCAAUCUAAGUUUGCUCCAAGUGAGGAAUUCCAAACUCAGUUUGCUCCAAGUGAAGGAAUUCCAUGUUCAGUUUUCUUCAAGUGAGGAAUUCCAAACUCAGUUUGCUCCAGCUGAAGGAAUUCCAUACUCAGUUUGUUCCAAGUGGAGGAAUUCCAAACUCAGUUUGCUCCAAAGGAGGAGAAUUCCAUGUUCAGUUUUCUUCAAGUGAAGGAAUUCCAUACUCAGUUUGCUCCAGGGGAGGAGAAUUCCAUGUUCAGUUUUCUCCAAGUGAGGAGUUCCAAACUCAGUUUGCUCCAGCUGAAGGAAUUCCAUACUCAGUUUGUUCCAAGUGGAGGAAUUCCUUACUCAGUUUGCUCCAAAGGAGGAGAAUUCCAUGUUCAGUUUUCUUCAAGUGAGGAAUUCCAAACUCAGUUUGCUCCAGCUGAAGGAAUUCCAUACUCAGUUUGCUCCAAAGGAGGAGAAUUCCAUGUUCAGUUUUCUCCAAGUGAGGAAUUCCAGCUCAGUCUGGCUGAGUGAAUUCCCAGAUCCCUGGGAGCACAGGCUGGGAGAAUGGGACAUUUUGGGAUUAAACAGGACAAACUGGGCUCUUUUGGGGGAAAAGCAGCUUUCCUUCUUGUGGCUCCCAUAAAUCCUCCAACUUGGAAAACCUUGGGAUUGCAGGGUUGGAAAGAUGAUGGGAAUUUGGGGAAUUUAACCCUUUUUCUUACACUAGUUUUUGUGCAUGUUUCUUCUUGGUCUUCUAAAGUAAUUUGCUUUUUUUUUUCUAGAGUUUCUCCCAAGUUUUUGGAAAUCUGGGAAUUGUUUCAAGUGUUUAUUAUCUCAGCAUCCCAGAAUUCCUCCUGGAUCUGUACAUACAUGAUAUAUUUAUAUUUGGUUUUAUUGGCACUUGUUUUCCACUAGGAUCCAGUUCCUCCAGCACCUGCUUUUUGGUGCUCUGGAAGUUGUGCUUUUAAAAUUUUAACCUUUGAAAUUCCUGCAGAGAGGUUUUUACCUGGCAAAACAAUGGAAAAAAACGUGCAAUAGGAGAGUUGUUGGAAUACAUGGAUUUUGAAUUAUUUAAGUUUAGGUAAUUUAUAUCUUCAAUAGGUUUUGUUUGGGAGCUUUGACUUGGGGAGGAAAAAGGACUCAAAUAGUGCUGAUGGUGCAUAUUCAGAGCAAGGAGAUUUUUCCAGUGAAAAAAAAAUGAAAAUCUGCAUUUUUGGUGAGUAAAGAUUUGCUAAGGAUUGGAAAAUUCCACACAGGAAGCAGUGAGGAGAGCUGGAGUGCCUUUUCCUUGUCCAUCCCUACUCCAAGCUGCACACUUGGAUCUUUUUUUGGCUUUGGAUAUCCAAAAAAAUCCAAACUUUGCUGGGAUGAAAUGCUUCAUGCCAAGGAAUUCUGAUUUAGGCAGGGAAUGUGUUGGAGAAGCUUUAGGGCUUUUUUAUGGCUGUGCUUAAAGGCUCCUAAAUGCAAAUUUCAAAGAAGAAAGAUGGCAGAAAUAUUUUAUUACUGUUUUGUAAACUGGAGAUCCUCACCUUGAAACAGGAUUCAGGAUUUUUUUUUUGGAAGAGAUGGGAAUUGCUAUCCAUGGAAAAUAGCACUUGGGGUCUUGGAAAAGGGAAGUUUGAGCCUCUCUUGGUGUUUUUAGGAAUCAAACUCUGGCUCUCUCUUGGUUUGCUUUUGCCACAGUUGGUCUGAGAAGAGAUUGAAGCAAAUGUUGACAGAAAUUCCUGGUUCACACCUUGUUGUUUUUUUAAAUAAUACUUGUUUUGAGAAGAAUGGAGCCAUUCCAGGCUGUGGUGCAGGGAAACUGGGUGUUCUGGAAGGCCUGGAAUUGCUGACUGGAACACAAAUCUGGGCCUGGAGAGCAGGAAUAUACUGAAUUUUCUGCUCUAGCUUGGAUUGUUAUUGCCUGGAAACUGGAACAAAGCCUGCUCCUGGUGUCUGAGUGGGAGCUGUUGGGAAGAGCUGAUUCCAUGGAUUGCUGGAGCUGGACACACAGGAAAAUCAGAUUAUUUUGGGUUACCCUCAGCUGGCUCCACAUGCUGCAUUCACCACCCAAAAUAAAGGAAUGAAGUGGAGAAAAUCUUUGUAGGUUUGCCACAACUGCCUUGAAGCCUUUCCAGGACUUUUCCAUGUUUCUCCAAUGGCUGCUGGACUUUGUGUCUCACCACAUUCAGACUAAAACAUUGGGAAUAACUCCUGUCCUGUCCUUUUUCCAUGGAAGAUCAAAGCAUGAGUUUGGCAGUAGAAACCCAGGUGGCUGCUGCUGUUUCCUACAGAGCUGCUUUUCCAUUCAAGCCAUCAAUAAAUCAGAUUUUUGUCAUUGUAACACCUGAGGUGGGAACCAUGGAAAUCUUGGAAUGCUCACAGUGUGUUCCUGGUUGGAUCUGCCACCUCCUGUCCUCAUGACUCCAGUGUGCUGCUUGCUUUUUCUGGUCCUUUUAUUUUUGUAAUGUUCCAAUGGAUGCUUAGUUGGUAUUUUAUACACUUGUAUAGCACGGGGCAGAUUGAAAUUAAAAUAUUUUGUUGUCUUCUUGUAAA
Molecule: messenger RNA, 3879 nt
Organism: Oenanthe melanoleuca
Lineage: Eukaryota; Metazoa; Chordata; Aves; Passeriformes; Muscicapidae
Gene: RCAN1
Product: regulator of calcineurin 1
Exons: 4
Coding region: 88-864 (258 amino acids)
Biological process (GO): calcium-mediated signaling
Cellular component (GO): cytoplasm; nucleus
Molecular function (GO): nucleic acid binding; calcium-dependent protein serine/threonine phosphatase regulator activity
Source: RefSeq, a predicted model, not a curated record